This is a messenger RNA of Odontomachus brunneus, 7009 nucleotides long. RefSeq lists its product as uncharacterized. Gene Ontology annotation, cellular component: nucleus. The transcript is spliced from 17 exons. Bases 287 to 6664 code for a protein of 2125 amino acids. Gene Ontology annotation, biological process: regulation of telomere maintenance. The record is from RefSeq and is a predicted model, not a curated record. Lineage: Eukaryota; Metazoa; Arthropoda; Insecta; Hymenoptera; Formicidae.
CGCUGGCGCUGUCGCAGAUCUUACGCGCUCAGUCGAGUUUUGUUCGCGUCACCAGCGCCAGCAAAAUCUCGCUCGCGUGUGACGUACGAUUUCGCGUAGCGCCUUGCUUCCGCUGGACAAUCGCGUAUGAUCGACUAUGGAUGCUACGGAUAUUCGUUUAGUUUGAUGUUCAACAAAUCGCGGUACAAUCGACGACGUGACAAGAAGAGGCACGAGGAAACAGCGUCCGAACGGACCGUAGCCUUUAAGAGGCUAGCGCUUGUUAGCUCGACCGAGGAUUUGCGAAAUGCAAAAUUGGAACCAAUGGCAGUUGUCAGCCGGUGCUGUUACGACUCCAGUGCCGCAGCCACCACUUGGCUACGCGGCGGCAGCAGCAACAGCAGCAGCGGCAUCAGCCACGGACUCUACAACCUUGAUGCAAAACUAUAUGCAAUAUUAUAACCAACCGGCACCUAGUGGAUAUACAGCGGAGCAAUGGGCAACUGCACAACAACAAAAUUGGAGUCAAUGGCAACAAUGGCAACAACAGUAUCAGCAAUGGCAAGCACAAUACGGCGAUAAGUAUCAUGAUACGAUGAAGCAUCUAUCAGCGGCGCAGAACAUAAAUUUGGCAGCAAGCCAAGCGCCACUGCCGCAUAUGCAAUUGCCGCCGCCCCUUCCCAAAGAGGAUACAGCACGACCACCUCCGUUACCGCCCGCUACCACGAACGUCGCACAUCAGUUCACCAAUAUGCCACCCCCGCACCAAAAUAAUCUGCCCCUAUUCCCUACGAAAGAAUCCGCUACGAGCGCGUUGCCGCAAGUAAGCGCGACUAGCUACCUUCCUCCGAGCCACCCGCAACCGCAACCGCCACCACCACCCCUGCCCAGCACGAGCCAGCCACAGCAACCGCCACCCUUGCCGCCCGAAACCGAGAGCAAGCGAGAGCUGCCAGCAGUCGGGCAGGCUGAGAAACGCGAUAGUAAUGCUAGCGCGGUCGAUGGUGGUGAGUCCAAUAGUGGCAGUAGUGCGAAAAAGUUGAAGCUCGAUGAGGACGAAGAGCUAACCGAGACCGAGAAGACAUUCGACGCGCAGUUUAAACAGUGGGAACAGCAGUUUAACAAAUGGAAAUUGCAAAACGCGAAUCAUCCCGACAAAACUCAAUACAAGCAAUACGAAGCCAAGUGGACGUCAUGGCGCGAGAAGCUGCUCGAACGGCGCGAACAGAUGCGCAAGAAGCGCGAGCAACAGAAGCAGGCAGCCGCGACGAAGGCGUCAACAACUGCAGAACCAGACAAGAACAAGAGUGCCAGCGACGAUAAGAUACUCAACAUACUAUCGAACACGGAGAACCAACAUUUGAUCAACAACCUGCUCGGUAUCGGUAAGAGUCUCGGCUUGACAGGAAAGCAACAGAGCGCUACUGCCGCUAUACCAUCUCUACCACCACCACCCCCGCCGCCUCCGGAAACUACAACUUCUGGCAAUCAAGCUGAAACUGCUAUUGCAGUUCAAGGUGUACAGCAAGUUCUGCCGCAGCAGAAUAUGGUAGGCUCGAACGUUGCAGUGCCGCCGCCAUCUUGGCCUGUUCAGCAACAAUGGGAGAACAACCAGCAGUACAACCCCCGAAUGGAAGCUCCGAACUAUGGCAUGCCACCUUCCGUGAUGCAUCACCAUCCUACGGCGAUGUUUGUCCAUCCAAUGACGUCGCCUAACUUCACGCAGCCGCCACCAAGUUUACCGAGCAAUAAUACCGGUCCGCCACCCAACUUUUCACAGCCACCUCCGAAUUAUCCACCCAAUAACAAUAACAAUAAUAAUCAAGAGCGACUGGUUGCGCUGCAGAACGCGCCGAGAGGCCCUGCGAGCGCGCAGGAUCAACCACCGAACAUGGAUAUGCGUUUCGCGCGCCAUCCCAACGAUCGCGGCAGCAACUUCGACGCUGGACAGCAGUCCAACUUUCCUCGAAGAGUUGGCGAGCCUCCGGACCAUCGUUUCCCCGCGGGACGUGGAGAUGGUAUUGCCAACCCGAGUGGGAACGAGCAGGAGCAGUUUAUGAGACCUGGCGACACGGCUUUCGCUAGACCGAACGAACCCUUCAACGACCGAAUCGAGGCGCAACAGCAACGGUUCCGAAGGGGCGACCGAGGUUUUCCUGGAGACUUCGGGAACAACCCGCCCAAUGGGUCGAUGAAUUUUCAACCCAGUAACGAGGGACGCUUCGGACCGCCGACGAAUGAGCGUUUUGCUGGGGGAAACAAUCGAUUUGGGCCCGACAGAUUCCCGCCGCCGAGUGACCGGCCGUUCGCAUCGGAGCACGAUCGAUUCGGCGGAGUCGAUCGGUUUAGCGGGGGUGAACGAUUCGUAGGAUCGGAAGCCGAUAGAUUCGCCAGAGGAAAAGAGCAUACAUUCGAUCGACCUGACAAUGAGCGAUUUGGACAGAACGAUCGUUUUGAACGAUUCCCCGAACAUAAAGAUCGUUUCCCCCUUGCUGGUGAUCGAUUUGCGCCUAAUGUGAAUGAACAUUUCGCAGCCAGUGAUCGUUUUGGCAGGGGCAACAACCCUGGGGACUCUUUCGAUCCGAAAGACGUGAAUGAUCAUCGACGAGACGCUUUCGGUAGCAACUCCCGGCUUUUCGGUAGAAACCCUGUCUUUAGUCCACCAAAGGAGCUGCCGCCGGAGUUGCGGAAGCUUAUGGAGAAACGAAAAGCUGCCAGUGACGUGUUCAAACCUAGUUUUCUUUCGGAUCCCGAGAAACUCAGCGUCGGUUCUCUCAGCGAGAGCUUCAAGAAGAUCGCCGGCGACUCGCCGUUCCGCAGCAGCUUUGACUUUCCGAAAAUUCGUCCUGGUGGGCCGUCAUCGAUGAACAACUUUCCUUCCGUUGCCGGCAGCAGGACACCGCCUCCAUUCCAACCCCAUCCAUUCGCUCCUGAUCCUGCCACAUCGCCGUACGGCCAUCAUAAUCCGCGAGGCGGUUUUCCCUUCAAUCCACUUGGCAACACACUUGACAAUGAACCUCCGGUUUCACCUAUUUCCGGCUUCAAACAAGGACCUUUUGUGGAAAAUUUCGCUAAACACAAUGUUCCCGUGGAUUAUAAUGAACAGGAAACGGAAAACGGGAAACGGGAAAAGAAUGCGGAGGGCGAGCUGCAGAAUCCUAAUCAACAAGCUCAACCGACUGAUAUUCAAUCUCAAUCUUCCGCUAAUUAUCGUUCUGAGAAUCCUGAGGCCGAUAUUAAUAUUGAUUCCGCGAAUAAUAUGGAAAUUGAUAAUGUUCAAGACGUACAAGACAUGGAAGUGACGCAGCCGAAAAACGAAGUCGAUAGCGCAGCUGUUGAACAGAAGGAAAAUCUGAAUGUCGAAGGAGACUUGCCGAAAGAAAUUGACGAUAAUAGAAAAGCAGACGAUAUCCCUGAUUUAUCCGGCAACGAUGAUGGUUUUCAGGAUAAACAGGAACAACAGGAUAACAAAGACGAAGAUAAUAGUUCUGAGUUAAGGAAGAGUGCAGAAAACAAUACUGAUAACAAAGACGAGAACAUUUCAUCUAAGAAACCUGAGAGUUUACCCUUCAUGGGUGAGAACGAUCCACGGCCGGAAGACCUGAACAUCGAGCCACCGCCGGAGCUGCCCAACUUGGGUCCUAUUCGUAGCAGUCCAGGCUCCGAACCCCAGCAUGUCGCUGAAUCAUGUAACGAAGCUUUCGACGGAAAAGGACCGCCAGCAGGUGCCCAAUUCCACGACACGCGACCCCGGGGAAUGGAAUUUCCCAGAAUGGGUCCAUCCUUCAGGUUCUUAGGGCCACCGCCAUUGUUUAAUUCCAGAGGGCCGCAAGGGUUUCUGCUGCCGAGUCAUGACAGUAACUCGCAACUAGGCCCCAGAGAUGGACAGUUCGGAUCUAACGCGGCUGGCGACGUCGGACAAUUCAGUCCUAGAAGGCCCAAUGAAGAGCAAUACACUGAGCGAGGUCGUAAUAACGAAUCUUUCAACGAGAAUUCUCGAAAUCCCAACAGUGGGCAAUUCGGAUCUAUGAACGAGCCAUUCCCACGGAACCUUACCGGAAAGUUCGGCCAGGUCGGCCUGAGAGGACUUGUUGACUUGCCAUUCGCUCCACGACAUUCCAGCCUACUCGGGCCUAGGGGCAACGAUAUGCAGUUCGCAUCACGAGGAGGACUCAGUGAUACACAUCGACAUCCUGGCGACGGGUCGCAAUUUAGUUUUUUGGGGUCCAACAACAAUAACAGGUUCGGUAGACCCAACGAGACACUGCUUGACAGGCGACCACUGCCCUUUGGCUUUCCAGAUGUACGGCCCAGACUACCUGUUUCAGAAGGACCACCGCCGUUCGGAUCUCGGGGUCUCAAUGAUAGCAUACUGAGUGGUCCUCGUGGCCCUCCUCCGGAUACUUUUUCUCAAGGACGACGUAGUCCGAAGGCUUUCAGCGAGAACCGUUUUGAUUCGCGAGAUUUCAACGAGGGUUCCUUUGAAUCCGAUAGAUCUCUUCCAGUCAGAGGCCCGAUGGAUGAUCUGAGUCAUACACGUGAUUAUAUGCGCAGAAGCGGUCCCUACACCAGGAGAGAACAGUUCAAGAAUGACACAUUUGAGAAUCCAGCGGCUAAGUCUGACGAACCGUUCAACAGAAAUAUGGGACAACAGAACACGGAGUUGCGGAUGGAUAAUGUCGAGUAUACUAGACGCAUUCCGCCGUCACAAGAUUCCCACAAGAAGGAUGUCGAUAAAAAACCAUCUAACGAGGUUCAGUUCGAAGAGAGAUCCAGGUUGGAGCCGAAGACCACAGACUUCGGUGACAAUAACAACAAAGAGCUAACUGACCCCAAGUUCCACGGGCCCAACUUGUUCACGAAACAUCCUCAGUCGAUGUUGUCGGCAGGUGGCGGUUCAGGUGAGUUUUGCGCACCGCGGCAGUUCAAUUACAAUCACGGAGAGAUCAGUGGCAGUAGCGGCGAGAAGAAGGUCAUCGAGUAUACACCGUCGAAAGUUAUCGACUACGGGCAUACGUCGCGGCCAGCUGUCGUCGAUCAGCAUCUAUCAUCUCCGGUUCAGUGCUUCGAUUAUGCUCACGGCGAUUCGAAGCCGGUGGAGCACCAGCGGGAUCAGUACCAGUCGAGAAAAGACUUCAGGAACUGGGUGAAGAACGAGCAGAGCAUCAAAGAUUACGCGGAGCAGAUGAGCAACUGCUACGAAAACGCGAAGAAGGAACAUGCCGCUGAGAAGGCGAAGUGCGGCAGCUAUGACGCGCGCAGGUUGGCAGCUUCGGAUUUCACGAAGCAACGAAUGAAGGAUCAUCACAUGGAUUGGCAGCAUCAUCAAGCGAGCGAUAGGAGAACCUGCGGAGAGUGGGAAACAAGGGAGAGCGAGGAUCGCAAGGAGAGAUCGUUGAUGUACGACCCUCUCGAGGAACAGCGGUUCUUUGAUCGCGACUCGAACGCGAGCGAUGGUCAGGGCGACCGAAACGCUCGGAGAGAGCGGAUUCAAGAGACAUGCGAGACUUCCCGAAGGGAAACGAAUAAAGACAGUGAUAAAGACGACAGCAGAUCGAAAGGAAGUAUUAAUUGGCAGGAGAACUUGAACAAGAACACCGUAGACACGAAGCUACUAGACACCAGUCUUCCGGACACGAAGAAAAAUGUGGCGGAAUCGACGACUACCCCGAAGACACUGGAACUGGCGAAAAUGCCAAACUACACGAUGGUUGAUGACUUGGUUUGUCCACCAGGUCGCCAGAACAGACCACCAAAGAUAGCAAUUAUUCUUCGAGGACCACCUGGCAGUGGCAAAUCUUUUGUGGCCAAACUUAUCAAGGAUAAAGAAGUUGAACAAGGAGGCUCUGCACCUAGGAUAUUGAGUCUGGAUGAUUAUUUCCUUGUUGAGAAAGAAGUAGAGACAAAGGACGAUAAUGGGAAGAAGAUGAUAAUUAAAGAAAUGGUGUAUGAAUACGAAGAAGCAAUGGAACAGAGUUAUAUAAUGUCGCUCGUCAAAGCAUUCAAGAAAAACAUUCUUGACGGAUUCUUCAAUUUUAUCAUACUGGAUUGUAUCAACGAGAGGAUUUCAGAUUAUGAAGAGAUGUGGAGUUUUGCCAAGACGAAGGGUUUCAAAGUAUAUGUGUGUGAGAUGGAGAUGGAUCUACAGAUAUGCCUUAAGAGAAACAUUCACAAUCGCACCGAGGACGAGAUUAAUCGGAUCAUAGAUUACUUCGAGCCGACACCUAGCUAUCACUUGAAACUAGAUGUGAAUUCUAUGUUACAGGAACAAGCGAUAGAAGAGGUUGAUAUGGAAGAUAGUCAGCAGGAGAUACAAGAGAUAUCAACCACGCAAAAUGAAGAUAGUCAAGACAGUCACGAGGAUACUCAGGAUGCAAUUGGUGUUAGUAAGUGGGAGAAAAUGGAAGCUGAAGAUAAAUUAGAUCGAUUGGACGGAUUAGCGAGAAAGAAGAAUGAAGCGAGACCACAAACUAUGGAAGAUUUCCUUCAAGUACCGGACUACUACAAUAUGGAGGAUACUUCUGGUAAAAAGCGGGUACGAUGGGCCGAUUUGGAGGAACGCAAGGAGCAGGAGAAAAUGCGCGCUGUCGGUUUCGUCGUUGGUCACACCAAUUGGGAUCGCAUGAUGGAUCCUACGAAAGGCGGAAGUGCCUUAACGCGCACAAAAUUUUUCUCGCCGUUGUAAAACAUGAUCUUACCAAGAAAGAGUGUAUUCCGUUGAAAAGAAGCAAAAAAAAAUUAAAUAUAAAUAUAAAUAUAUAUAUAUAUAUAUAUAUAUAUAUAUAUAUAUAUAUAUAACGGUUGAAUAAAUUUAUUGUAUUUUAUAAAAUUAGAGUGAUUAUUUAAAAGCACUAUAUCUUUAGUUUGACUUGUAAGGGAGUCUUGUAUAUAGAUAGCCAUUUGUGCUCGUAAAUAUAAGAUUUUGUAUAGUAAAAAACUUGUAAUUGCAUAUGUAUACGUAUGUGUAUAAAUUGUGUGGUUCGUUAUAUGAAAUUAAUUUCUUUAAUUAUAAAAAAUCAUUUUCAAAGUA